Molecule: messenger RNA, 1565 nt
Organism: Dryobates pubescens (Downy woodpecker)
Lineage: Eukaryota; Metazoa; Chordata; Aves; Piciformes; Picidae
Gene: UROS
Product: uroporphyrinogen III synthase
Exons: 10
Coding region: 118-927 (269 amino acids)
Biological process (GO): uroporphyrinogen III biosynthetic process
Molecular function (GO): uroporphyrinogen-III synthase activity
Source: RefSeq, a predicted model, not a curated record
GGGCCCGGGAUCUUCAGCAGGGCCCGCGACAGGGCCGUGGUCUCCGGCUGCGGGGUGACCGUAACGCCGCAAGGCUCUGCAGUCUCUGGGAGUUCUUGUGCAAUUAUUUGGUAAACAAUGAAGGUUCUGUUGCUGAAGGAUCCCAAAGAGAGAGAUUCAGGACCAGAUCCAUAUAUUAAAGAAUUAGGAGCAUAUGGAUUUGAAGCAACUUUGAUUCCAGUUCUGUCAUUUGAAUUCAUCUCUCUUGAAGGCUUAUUUGAAAAGCUCUCUCAUCCAGAAUCUUACGGAGGCCUGGUUUUUACCAGUCCAAGAGCAUUAGAAGCUGUCAAGAUAUGUUUAAAAGAGAACAGUAAAAAUGAAGUCUGGUCAAAAUCUCUUAAACAAAUGUGGAAUACCAAACCAGUGUAUGUGGUAGGAAAAGCUACAGCUUCCCUAGUGGAAGAAAUUGGUCUUAUUCCACAAGGAGAAAAGUCUGGAAAUGCUGAAAAAUUAGCAGAAUAUAUUUGCUCAAGAGAGAAACCUAAUCACUCAGCCCUUCUUUUUCCUUGUGGAGCCCUGAAAAGAGAAGUACUUCCUGCAGUACUUCGGGAAAAAGGUAUAGCUCUGGAAAGCCUUACUGUUUAUCAAACAACCCAACACUCUGACCUGCAGGAAUCUUUGAGCAGUUAUUUCUCACAACAGGGAAUUCCAGCAAGCAUCGUGUUCUUCAGCCCAUCUGGUGUCAAAUUCUGCCUCCAGCACAUUCAGAAGCUUUUGGGGGAUUUUAGCAACAGUAUCAAGUUCGCUGCAAUUGGUCCAACCACAGCAGAAGCCAUGGAAGCAGCAGGAAUCCCAGCCAGCUGCACUGCAGAGAGUCCAACUCCACAAGACUUGGCUGCUGGGAUCCAAAAAGCACUUCACUUACAGAACUGCUCAAUAUCUAAGUGAGAGCACAGCACACCUUUGAAGCUGAAUAUGGUGCUGUGGAAGAUUUUUCCACCUUGCAGUCCUGGUGUCCUGCAAGAAGAUACUUUUCAGGACUGCAUAACACUGUCCUUAAGAUUACACAAUUGUUGUUUGGAAAAGACCUUUAAGAUGAUAGAGUCUAACCCUUCAUUGGUUAUCUUUGUUGUAAGAAGCUUGUAUCUGAAGAUGUAAGAAACCCAAGACAUGACCAGAGUAUUUUACAGCAUGUAGCAACUCCCCUUUUUCUCAUGUGUGCAUUGUAAAUAUUUUAUGUGGAUUUCCCUUCUAACUCUUUGUGAGAAGCUGAUCAGUAUAUUGAAAUCAUUGUAUCACCUCAGGUAUCUCCUACCACACCAGGUAUGGAUUUAAAUUUUCUGCACACUUUUACACACACAUCUUUUUCUUUUGUGAAAGAAAAGCCUGUUUAGAUGAAGUAUUUUCUGUUGUAAAGCUUCACUUGUUUGUGGUUCUGCUUUUCAGGUAUUUGUAUUACACUGAUGAUUGUAGAUUCUCAGUGGAAUAGGACAGUCCUUGCAGUGAAGUUGCACUGUGUGAAGCUAACAGCACCUCAUCUGUUGACACUAAAGAUCACAGAACUACAGAUUAGUUUCGGUUGGAAG